AAGACAUCGUCAAAGACUUGUUGUCCUGUCAACACGCAAAGUUCCAACCAAAAGAGUCACCGGCAGCAAAUCUGAAAAUAUGGCCAAACUCACUGUCCACCACCUUCAAGUCGGACAGGGCGAGCGGAUCCCCUUCCUCCUCGAAGAACUCGGCAUCCCGUACGAAAUUAAGCUUUACCAGCGCAGCCCUUUUCUUUCACCACCAGAAUUGAAAGAGAAGCACCCAAUGGGAGCAUCGCCUCUACUAGAGGACGCCACUUCUGAUCCGGAGAACCCGCUCUUGCUCGCGGAGUCAGGCGCGAUCGUCGAGUAUGUGAUCAACAAAUACGGAGACGGUCGACUCGCCCUACCGCCUUCGCAUCCAAAUUAUGCCGACUACCUGUACUGGCUUCACUUCUCGAAUGGCAAUUUACAGCCUACCAUAUUCCGUAGAUUCCAGGCACGCAUGUUCGGGAUCGAUUCGCAGGACCAGCGUUAUCAAGGCACCGAUGAACGCGUAAAAACGGCCGUCGGGCACCUCAACAACCGCCUGAAGUCGAAUGACUACUUAGCCGGCGACCAAUUCACCGCCGCCGACGUGAUGACGACGUGGUGCUUCACCACGAUGCGUCGGUUCGAGCCCUUGGAUUUGACCGAGUAUCCUGCUAUCUUGGCAUGGCUAAAGAGAGUCACGGCACGACCGGCUUACCAGAGGGCAAUGAAGAAAGGCGACCCAGAUGAGGAUCUAGAGGCUUCGAUCAGUGCGGCUGGACCUCCGCGGUUCGUACCCAAGUCGUAAGCCGCUCUCCUGUAUAGCGCACGUUGUAUUUGGGUUGAUGAGAGUAGGAAACAGAAGCUGUAAGCUCGAAGAUGUAUAUAGCUACCUGACGCAGAAACAUCGAAUAUGGGAUAAAUUCUCAUAUAUCGUUUGUAUAUAAUUCUUUCUGCCGCAUCAUAAAAACGGGCUAUGUGAAUGCUCGGACAACGCCAACAUGGGCUUUAGCUGCAGGUAAACUACAAGAUCGGAUUAUGAA
Molecule: messenger RNA, 1013 nt
Organism: Paraphaeosphaeria sporulosa
Lineage: Eukaryota; Fungi; Ascomycota; Dothideomycetes; Pleosporales; Didymosphaeriaceae
Product: glutathione S-transferase
Exons: 1
Coding region: 80-778 (232 amino acids)
Source: RefSeq, a predicted model, not a curated record